GACACACUCACGAGCUUUCCGGGAGAUGGGUCUCGUGACAGGCUAGAUGUCCUCGCUUUUGAUCGGUUGAUCGCUUGUUUCUUGUCCUACAAUUUAAAAAAAAAAAUCGUUAAAUGAGUGAGCUUUUUUCUGAUACAGAGCAAACGUUUAUCUAAGCGAUAUGUUGUCUCGCCUCCUGAAGGAACACCAAGCGAAGCAAAAUGAGCGGAAGGAUCUACAGGAGAAACGGAGACGUGAAGCGAUUGCUGCUGCCACCUGUCUAACUGAAGCACUGGUAGAUCACCUCAACGUAGGUGUUGCUCAGGCAUACGUAAACCAACGCAAACUGGACCAUGAAGUUAAGACACUCCAAGUCCAAGCGAGCCAGUUCUCCAAGCAAACUGCUCAAUGGAUCAACAUGGUGGAGGGUUUCAAUCAGGCAUUAAAGGAAAUUGGAGAUGUCGAAAACUGGGCCCGCAGCAUCGAGAUGGAUAUGAGAACGAUCGCCACAGCUCUGGAGUAUGUACACAAGGGGCAUCUUCAGUCCACUUGCUCAUAAAAAUCAAUGUGUUUCCAAAGUACAUUUACUGCUGAAUAUAUAUGCACAGACUUGGCUAAGACAUUACUCCAUCCUUGCUGAGUUUUUUUUCAGUAAAGAAAUUAUUCUGCAUGUCAACGCAUCCCUCGAAGUGGACUGAGGUUGACUUUGCAUUUGACGAUGUAGUUCAGACACGUCUCACUGGUGAUGUUUGAUUUUUAGCACCAGACCUGGAAGGAGUGAGCUCAAAAUGAUGCUGAAGAUCCAUCAAGAAUAUAUUUUAUUAGCAUAUUUCUGUGUUCUGUGUUAACUAUGUUUAUGGGGGGAUAUUUAAUACAAAUAUGAAAUAGACAGAUCUUUUUAUUCCACAUAAUAAAACCUCUGGUACAUUCUUCUUAAAAGUAUCUCUUAAAAACCAUUAAUAGGACAUAUUAGCGUUUUGCAUCUCACCUCUCCAGUAUGCACAUCUACAGGCAGUGAGGAUUGUAUUGUUUCAGUUGUUUUGUCAAAUAAAGUUUGACAAAAAUAAUUAUUAUUUUUUUUCUUAUUGAAUAAGUUAUGAAAAAUAGACUGUUAUAAUAAAUAAUAAAACAAUGACAGCAUAAGUUGUGUUUUCAUGCUUAUUUCUUUCUGACAAUAACUACAGCAUGGAAGGAAAGAUAUGAGAAUAAAGCCAAAUGGUGUGAAGAGUAGGUAACUAUUUAACCUUGUCUUAACUGAUGGUUUUAUUCUUGUCAAAUGCUGCAAAGAGCUUGGAUAUUUCUCUACAAAGUUUUGCAACAAAAACACAUGAGAACCACAACGACUGGACAAUCAGUGGAAUGUGUGACGUAGAAGUUAUGUCACAGUGCAGCCGGGUACAGCGUACCAUCACAUAAUUGCAGCUCGAUUUGGUAACUUAUUAAGACUUUUAAUCCAGCAAAUAACACCCUCUUUCAUGCUUUUGUGUUUAUUUAACAGUUCGAUAUGUCAUUAAACGAAUUGUAGCAAAUGCAGCCUUUCUGUGACUGAUGCUGCAGCUGUGAAACUUUUACUUUAGUUCUUCUUGUCUAGGUAAAAUAUUUUACUAAUGUGUGUCUUGACCCUUUCUUUCUGCUGUAUAAAUAAAGAUUACAACCAGAGAUUUCAA
This is a messenger RNA of Girardinichthys multiradiatus, 1646 nucleotides long. RefSeq names its product biogenesis of lysosomal organelles complex-1, subunit 1 (gene bloc1s1). Gene Ontology annotation, biological process: endosomal transport. Gene Ontology annotation, cellular component: BLOC-1 complex. The transcript has 4 exons. Bases 161 to 538 code for a protein of 125 amino acids. NCBI's taxonomy places the organism in Eukaryota, Metazoa, Chordata, Actinopteri, Cyprinodontiformes, Goodeidae. The record is from RefSeq and is a predicted model, not a curated record.